AUGUUUAUCACAGUAAAGGAACGCUGCUCCAAGCUUAAGUCAUGGACUUCAAGCAGCGAUAAGCGUCUUCACUCGUCACUUGCGACUCACCAGCAGCAUCACUCUAACAUGAACUCCGAACCUAUCGGCGAGGCUCCUCCGGUUUACACGCCAGGACCAGUUGGGAAAGCAGCCUUUAAUCAGCCAUCAUCAGCAUCCACGACUUCAGACAACGAUCUUUACGCCUUCCUCAAGACCUUUGAUACUGUCUUUCUGAUAGACGACUCCGGAUCCAUGGCUGGCCGUUCCUGGGGAGAGAGACGCAAGAAGCACUCGAAACCAUCACCCCAAUCUGCACCUCGCACGACGAAGACGGCAUUGACAUAUAUCCUCUACAAGUCCAUCACACAAGCCAGCACCAUCAUUGAGAUCUUUCAGACUGUGCGUCCCAGAGGCGCCACUCCAACCGGCCAACGCCUGAACAAGAUUCUUACGCCCUAUCUCCAGCGCUAUGAGAAAAACGACAAGACCAAGCCCAUGAACAUCAUCGUCAUCACCGACGGCGAGCCCUCGGACGACGUUGAAUCCGCCAUCAUCCAGGCCGCCAGGAAGCUUGAUAAGCUCGACGCACCUACGUGGCAAGUCGGCAUCCAAUUCUUUCAGGUGGGCCGGGAGCCCGGUGCGCGUGAGCACCUAAAGCAGCUGGACGACGGGCUUGCUGAGUUAGCCAAGGAUGACGACCUGAGGGAUAUUGUAGAUACCGUUCCUUUCACUGGUACGGGCGAUGAGAAGCUGACCGCGACUGGAAUUAUGAAGGUAGUUCUUGGCUCAGUAAACAGGCGGCUCGAUCGAACCUCGAUGGAGUUGCAUAGGUGA
Pyrenophora tritici-repentis Pt-1C-BFP is the source of this 855-nucleotide messenger RNA. Lineage: Eukaryota; Fungi; Ascomycota; Dothideomycetes; Pleosporales; Pleosporaceae. The record is from RefSeq and is a predicted model, not a curated record.